CUGCCUCAGGCUUGACUCUUACCAUUCAGUCAUCUCCAGGCGAGAAAUGGAUUCCGCAUCGCCCGCUGAGCCAUCCAGGGUUGGGAACAUUCAUGGCAUCAGUCUGCAUAUUGAGAGCGAAGAUGAGCGGUCGUCGCAAGUCUUGACUUUCGACAAAUCUCAGUCUUCUGCCAUCACUAUUGGGCGUAGAUCAAGCCAUACGAGACGUUCAGGUAGCUUGCGAGAGCUCGACUGUGCUUUGUUCCGAUGCCCUGUAGUCAGUCGCAAGCAUGCCAAGAUUACAUUCACAAAGUACGGCAAUGCGUACAUCACUGAUCUGAAGUCGCACCAUGGUACAUACAUUCUUCGUCCAGGAGACACCCUAUCCAAGCCUAUCAAGGCCGAGACGCCCACUGUGCUUGCAGAUGGGGACAUCGUAACUUUCGGCAAGAUCGUAAGCAACGACGAUACCAUCGUCCACCCAAUUGCAGCCCGUGUCUCACUACUCUACGGCCCUGGUCCUGCGGCAGCCACUCCUACACACACCACGCCGAAUGCGAAUGAAGCUGGUCUGUCAGAAGAGCCCCCGCGCGGGACCUCUGGUCGUUAUGGUAUCUACGUCUCAUCAGACGAGUCCGAGGAGUCGUCGGAUGGAGGGUCUGACGUCGAAGAGAUCCCUCCCCCGUCUCCUCCGGCUGCGGCGCGCAUGCACCGCUACAACCUGCCAACGUUCACGCGCCCGUCGGACUGCACCGCGCGCAUGCAGCUCCUGCGGCAGGUCCUCCCCGCCAUCCAGCCCGCGUGUAUCGUGGACCUGCGCUCGGUCUCGCCCGAUCCAGCGCCCCCGGCACUCCCGCCCCUAGAAUCUGCAUCCCCGGCACUUGUGCCCGCCCUCGUGCAGCAGGAUGGUCAGACAGGCGGUGAAGCGGCGAGAGACGACGGCCCAAACCCCGAGCUAUCUAUCGUCGAUCGCCGCGAUCUCUUGCGCGACCUGCCCGACCUCAGCGUGCCGCCGCCUAUGUACUCCUUCCCAUGGCCACUCGCCUUCUCAUUCGACGCGAAUGCAGGAGCUUGCUCCCAUGCGAUCGAGGGAACUGAUUUCAUGCAUGACUGUGAUUCCGAACUUGCGAAUGCCUCUGAAAGCCCCGCUACGCAAGCUCAGGAUGGCGAAGAAGACGAUACGGCCUCCUCUGAGGGUAGAAGCACUACUCCUGAGGAACAGCCAACCAUGGUCCUGACCGAGCUUGAAGCCCAAGUCAACCUUGCCUCCAACGACAUUAGCACGCUACAGAUGCAAAGACGCUCUGACGAAUCGCGCUUUGAGGAGCAUGUCCGGGUGACAAAGGCGCGUUUGGCAGAGCUCGACGAGCACAUGCAGGAACUCAACGGGCGGGUGACGAAGCACGUCGCUGCCAAUGACGUCAUUAUGGCUGAGGCAACAUCGCGCGUUGACGACCUGCGCGCGGACAUCAACCGCGUGCACACCGAGCUCACGGAUAAGCUUGUGUCCGAAGAGCGGGCGUCUGCGAACCAUGCUGUCGAGCUGAACAACGUGGAUGCUAUGCGCACAAUGAUGGAAGACAUGCGCUCCCUCAAGAACGCAGUCGAGACCCAGCUCGCCCGCGACAUCGAGAUUAUCAAGGUCGCACAUGCGCAGACGCAGGCCGCGCUGCAGGCUCUCACCGCCGCGUCCGCACAGCAGGCGGAGACGUCCGGUACGCGCAAGCGCAAGCGUUUGGAGAUGAACAAUACGGAGGCGGAUAACGAAACUGGCGGCGAGUCGAGGGUUGCCGCCCCCUUGCCCAAGCGCCGUAGGACAGCAGGGCGCUUCGUGAAGCAGGUUGUGCAGACGACCACCGUCGCUGCGGUCGGCGCGGUCUUUGCUGUCGCCGCGCUUGCUUUCGUCUGAGUUUGAGAAGGCUUGAGUGAUAGAUUCCAUGGGAGUUAUGCAAGGUUAUCGUGAGAAAUGGCGUGUAGGACUAGCGAGGGAUGAGGGUGGAAGGGUCACUAGUAGUAUUACUUGAUGCUGAGUGUACGCUGUGUACGUUGUGGUCUAUCUGUAUAAGUAGGGCACGUAUACUAUUUUGACACCGUAAA
Molecule: messenger RNA, 2076 nt
Organism: Postia placenta MAD-698-R-SB12
Lineage: Eukaryota; Fungi; Basidiomycota; Agaricomycetes; Polyporales; Adustoporiaceae
Exons: 8
Coding region: 47-1888 (613 amino acids)
Molecular function (GO): protein binding
Source: RefSeq, a predicted model, not a curated record